Messenger RNA from Neomonachus schauinslandi (Hawaiian monk seal), 681 nucleotides. It is a transcript of the gene BCL2L10, whose product is annotated as BCL2 like 10. Gene Ontology annotation, molecular function: protein homodimerization activity; protein heterodimerization activity. The record is from RefSeq and is a predicted model, not a curated record. Gene Ontology annotation, biological process: intrinsic apoptotic signaling pathway in response to DNA damage; regulation of apoptotic process; extrinsic apoptotic signaling pathway in absence of ligand. The transcript has 2 exons. Bases 1 to 681 code for a protein of 226 amino acids. Gene Ontology annotation, cellular component: mitochondrial outer membrane. Lineage: Eukaryota; Metazoa; Chordata; Mammalia; Carnivora; Phocidae.
AUGGCGGACGCGCUGAGGGAGCGCACGGCGCGGCUGCUGACCGACUACCUAGAGUACUGCGCCCGGGAGCCCGGCACCCUCGCGCGGGCGCCGUCUACGCCCGAGGCCGCGGUGCUGCGCUCGGUGGCCGCCCAGGUACGGCAGCGUCACGAGCGCUUCUUGUCCCAUUACCGCGGCUACCAAGGCAACCGCGUCGAGCUGGUGGCUCAGGUGGAGCGGGAGAUACUCGCCCACCCCCAACUCCUAAGCUGGGGCCGUGUGGUGGCGCUCUUGACCUUUGCGGGAACACUGCUGGAGGGAUCGCCGUCGGGGACCGACCAGGAACAGGAGCCGGGGGACUGGGAGGCCACCGUUCGCCAGGACUGCGGGCGCCUGGUGGAUUUCCUCUGCAAUCGGCUCACAGGACAGCAUCGCGCCUGGUUGGAGGCGCACGACGGCUGGGUGAGCGCGGGGGGACGCGGGGCACGGGCAGCCGGGGGCGCGCCCACGCGGCCACCACCGGGAGGGCCCUCGCGGUUUCAACCCGGAUGGCUUUUGUCUCUUCUUCACACCCAUGCUGCCGUCUUGGAAAAGAAUGCUGGUCCAGGCUCUUCUGUCAUGCUUUACAGCAGUGAUCUUAAUCUACUUCUGGAAAAGGUUAUUGUGAGUUCUGAAAUUUUUAACGCAUUUCUACCUGCCUAA